Molecule: messenger RNA, 3588 nt
Organism: Drosophila rhopaloa
Lineage: Eukaryota; Metazoa; Arthropoda; Insecta; Diptera; Drosophilidae
Gene: nuf
Product: rab11 family-interacting protein 4B
Exons: 13
Coding region: 695-2353 (552 amino acids)
Biological process (GO): endocytic recycling; regulation of cytokinesis
Cellular component (GO): endocytic vesicle; midbody; cleavage furrow
Source: RefSeq, a predicted model, not a curated record
UCUCGUGAAAUCUGGAGGUGGCGCAGCGGAAAAAACGGAAUAGUUUUUAAAAAUCGCAAGACAGGUGGACGUGUGUUGUUAUUGCUGCGCGCGUGGAAUCGAAUUUUAAUAGAAAUAUUAACUAAACUUUGUGCACUUAGGACCCAAAAUAAAAUAUAAACCGGAACUUGGACUUUUUUUACUUUAAUAUUUUCGAUAGAGCGCGCGCGGUGGUAUUUCCCACUGUCAAAAACCGAAAUCACAGUCUAAAAAAAUAAAUUAAAGACGUUGCCAACGUUACGCACGCGUACAACUACAAUUUACACACAAAAAUAAAGCAAAAAGUGUUUUGAUAUGCACAAAAUGAUAAUCUGAGUGAAAGUGCGACCAUAUUGAUUUAAAUAAAUGACAAAUAGCUGAAUUUAGGCAAUAUUUUGUGCAACUACCUGUUCUGCAACAAAUACAUAUACAGAGCAACAACAACAGCAAAGUCUAACUGUUGCGCUCCGCCGGCUCUCUCCGUCUCCCUCUCUCCCUAUACUCGCGUGUGUGUGUUUGCACUUUUCAAUUGUGUUGUGGCUUUUCGCCAAGUGCAAAUAGUUCGUUUUCUUUUUGUUUUUAACCAAAUUCAUGUCCCGCUAACUGUUGAAGUCAGCCGUCUGCUCCAAUUGGAUACGCAAAUAUAUUUUAACAGUUGCUGUAGUUUUCCCCCAAAAUGGCGCCUAUGCCCCGAAUUCAGUUACCCAAUGGAAAUGCGUCGAUAAAGGGCACUACAAAUAAUUUUCUCUAUGCGGAGACGAUGUCCGGCGAUAGUAGUCCCACCCCUAGCAGUCCGCCCUCCAGCACAGCGGGCGUAGCCAAAUCCCAGUGUUCCUCGCUUUCUGAUGGCGAAUCCUUUGAGGGCUAUGGCGAAAAUGAGUAUCCCAGCCAACUUCGUGAAGGUCGCAGUUCCAAUUCCAAUGGAAGCAACAACAACAGCAACCUAAUUAACAAUAAUAAUGACAAUCUGAGCGUAGGGAACGUGAGCUCUCAGCAUAACCACAGUGAACACUCGAACGACGGCAAUAACAAUUUAAAUGGAAGCAAUGGCAUCGAACUCGAUUUGGCCCCUCAUGUCGGCUCAUCAACACCCCAAGAUGAUGACGAGCUGAACAUUAUGCCCCGGGACAAUUGGGCCAGGCGCAGUCUGAGACGAACUCCCACCAGCAAUCCUGAUAGUUUAUCCCAGCGUCGUUGGGGAUCCAUGAGACACUCCGGGCGCAGACAGAUUAGUUCAAAUGCCUUAGCCAGCCAACUCUACAGAUCAUCGAGCUUUAACUCAUCGGGCCGUAGCUCCAACUGUGAUACAACAGAAGACAUGUACAGCGACAUUAGCUUGGAGAAUCGUCAUGACUACGAUUAUAGGGUAAGCACAAUAGCCAAAUACAAACUACCUCAAGCACUCUUAUCUUACCGAUUCCACUUGCUGGAACUGCUGCAGCGCAAGGUGGACGAUCUAUCGGAUACGCAGAAUAUAGCUGAAGAUCGGACAACCCGUACCAAGACCGAAUAUGCGGUGCUCCAGGCGCGAUAUCACAUGCUCGAAGAGCAGUACCGAGAGUCGGAGCUGCGUGCAGAGGAGCGAUUGGCCGAGGAGCAGAAGCGGCACCGCGAGAUCCUGGCCCGCGUGGAGCGCGAAGCCUCGCUGCAGAACGAGAACUGCCAGAUGAAGAUCCGGGCCACCGAGAUCGAGGCGUCGACGCUGCGGGAGGAGGCUGCUCGACUGCGUGUCCUGUGCGACAAGCAGGCCAACGACCUGCACCGCACCGAGGAGCAGUUGGAGCUGGCCCGCGACCAGAUCGGCGUCCUGCAACAGGAGCACGAAGAGCAGGCGCAGGCGCUGCGCCGCCACGAGCAGGAGAAGAAGACCGCCGAGGACCUGAUGAUGGACCUAGGCCGCGAACUGCAGCGCGCCCGCGAGGAGAGUGGCGCCCGGGCGAUGCCAACCACGUCGCCGGAGAGCAUAAGACUGGAGGAGCUGCACCAGGAGCUCGAGGAGAUGCGCCAGAAGAAUCGAUCACUCGAAGAGCAGAACGAGGAACUGCAGGCCACGAUGCUGACUAACCAGGCCACCAUGCUGACGAAUGGCGUGGAACAGGGUCGCCAUCUGCUGAACGGAACCCUUAACAGUCUGGCCCAGGAGCUGGAGGAGAUGUCACAAGCCCAGGAUUCUGUGGAUUCAGCCACAUUAGCAUCCUUAAGUCAGCUGCAACAGGCCUUCCAGGAAAAAGAGGACGAAAAUGUCCGGCUUAAGCACUACAUUGAUACCAUCCUACUCAACAUCGUAGAGAACUAUCCUCAGUUGCUGGAGGUCAAGCCCAUGGAGCGGAAGUAAAGCAGCCAACUGGAAAAACAAACCAACAAAUCCCUAGGCAUUCUGGAGAGCGCCACAACCACCUAACAUUAACUAAAAUGAAUAAACUAACUAACCAUACUUUAUGUUAACUUUUUAAGCUACACUCUAUACAUGUAUUUAUGCGUAACUUAAGUCAUAAUUUAUUUUAUAACAAUUUAAUGUAGUUUUUUAAACAAAAACAACACAGAAAGAGAACACAAAGAUUGCAUGUCAAAAUGAUGAAAAAAGUCCUUAAUUCGAUUAGAUAAUGUUUUGUAUAAAGAGAGUUUAAAAUUGUGUAAAUGUUUAUUUUUCGUUGUUUCUAGUUUGAGUUUUGUAUAGUGCGUGUUGUUGAUCCCUAAAGAUAUUACUUAUAAAUAUUGUUAGAUCUUAAUACUAAACUCGUUUAAUCUAUAAUGAAAUGGAGCCCAAUUUAUUGAUCCAAUGAAAAAAUGAGUAUUGCAAAUGUGUAUAGCAUUAAAUGAGGAACUUUUAUGGAGUGUUAAUGUUUCAAUUUCCAAUUUUGUUAAGGCAGCUAAGAAGGUUUUUGCUAGCACAAAUUUCACAUUUUACACUUUCCAUUUAUUUUGUAUUCAAAUAUUAUUUUACAAUUUCUCUACUCUUUCUAUUUUAAAUUUGUACUCUCAGAAAUAUCUUUCUUAGUUUGCCUCUGAAGUAGUUACAAGAAUCUAUAAAAAAUUUGCGUUUAUGGUAUGGACAAUCCCAGGAUACGAAGGCAAAGUUUUAGUUUGAAGUGGAUCUAAAUGAAAGCAAUUAUCACUAGUAAGAGUUAUUCAAUUGAUAACUUAUAUCGUAACCCUCAAACAUAUGUCAAUGUAUAGCACAGUUAAAACUAAACUUACUCUGCAUAUAUAACCCAACAUUAAAUGGACGUAAUGUGCAAACAUUUAGGGAUGGCACAUGAAAAGGUCUCACCCAGGAACUCCAAGCGAAAGCGAUCCCUAAUAGCCUAAGCAACAGAACAACUCAAGCGGUCAACCCUAAUUUAGGUAUGAUAAUAUCCAAGCAACAGAAGAAUCGAGAUGAAAUCUUUAAUCAAAAUUUGAUUGCCUUAAACGGAAGUUUUUAAAGUGUUUUAAGGCCUAGAUAACUCUAACAAAAAAGUCCGUAACGUUUAAUGACAUACUAAAUAAUAUGGAGUUUUAAAUGUAAUUUACAAGAUGCAAGUCGCAGAACUUAUAUCAAAAUAAAAAGAGGAAUAUUUUAUAAACAAA